AACUUCAGUCCACAUUCAAAAAUGCGCAACACAAAAAUGCAAAACCGUUCUCUGGUUCGGAGAAGUGUUUUCAUGAAAUAGUUCAAGAGCUCACCCUGAAUAGUUGAAACUACGUGUAGCCUGUGCUCUCUCUGGUUCUCAUGGUAUGUUUCUCUCUCGCAUAUUCCGGAAAACCGUGUCGCUGGUACCACGCAAUGUUCGGUGCAAGGCACAGGGAUCUACCACAGACACUGCUCCAACUUCGGUGCAAGCUAGCAGUCGUGUACCUGGAUAUUUGGAGGAAAGGCUAGAUCUAUUUGAUCGCCUGAAAGCCGAGCAGGAUGCUAGGGUUGCCGGUAAGGUCUCGGAACGCAUCGCGGUGACGUUGCUGGAUGGCCGUGUGCUUGAGGGCCAAAGCUGGAGGAGCACUCCAUACGAACUGGCUUCUCAAGUCAGCAAUGGUCUGGCAGAUAGCUCUGUCGUUGCCAAGGUCAAUGGAGAGCUGUGGGACUUGGACAGACCUCUAGAAAAUGAUGCCACACUGGAGCUGCUCAAGUUCGACGACGAUCAGGGCAAGCAAGUGUUUUGGCACAGCAGCGCCCACCUCUUGGGCCGAGCCAUGGAGCAACGCUUCGGUGGCUUGCUGGGUACUGGACCACCACUAGAAAAUGGCUUCUACUAUGACAUGUAUAUGCAAGAUUGUACCAUUAAGAUGGAGGACUUACCAGUGUUGGAGACUUUGUGCAAGGAAUUCAUGAAGAAAAAGGAACCUUUUGUUCGCCUGGUCGUGGGCAGAGCGGAUCUGCUGCAGCUGUUCCGCCAUAACAAGUUCAAGCGCGAGAUAAUUGAGGAGCGCAUCUCCACUGCAACAGCCACAGUGUAUCGAUGUGGCCCCUUGAUUGAUCUCUGCCUUGGGCCACAUAUCCGACAUGCUGGCAAAGUGAAGGCUCUGAGCAUCAUUAGUACCAGCAACUCAAACUGGAAUGGUGACAUCAAUGCCGAUGCAUUGCAGCGUGUCCGCGCCAUCUCGUUUCCAAACAAAAAUCUGUUGGCUGAGUGGAAGCAUUUCCAAGAAGAAGCUGCCAAGAGAGACCAUCGAAAGAUUGGACUGGAUCAAGAGCUGUUUUUCUUCCACCAUCUGAGCCCCGGGAGCUGCUUCUUCCUGCCAAACGGUGCUCAUAUCUACAACACCCUGUUGGACUUCCUCCGUGAAGAGUAUCGCCGUCGUGGCUACCAGGAAGUCAUUACACCCAACAUCUACAAUAAGCAGCUGUACGAGACUUCUGGACAUUGGCAGCACUAUGCAGAAAAUAUCUUCUCUUUCAAGCUCAAGAAUGAAGAGACAUACGGCUUGAAACCGAUGAACUGUCCCGGCCACUGCCUGAUGUUUGCGCACCAGGACCCCUCUUUUCGUGAUCUCCCACUCCGGUUUGCUGAUUUUGGAGUGCUUCAUCGAAAUGAGAGUACGUCAACCCUGUCUGGGCUUACACGUGUCCGUCGCUUUCAGCAGGAUGAUGCUCACAUCUUCUGUUCCCUAGAACAGAUUGAGGAAGAGAUAAAGGGCUGCUUGGAGUUCCUGGAGCAUGUCUAUGGUAUUUUCGGAUUCCAGUUUGACCUGUUUCUCUCUACGCGCCCCGAGGCUUAUCUUGGCGAUGCUGAGAAAUGGGACAUUGCAGAGGAUCAGCUAAAGAAGUCACUCAACGACUUCUGUGGUGAUCGUUGGAAGCUGAAUCCUGGAGAUGGAGCAUUUUAUGGUCCCAAAAUCGACAUUGUCCUCAGAGAUGCUUUGCAACGCAAGCAUCAAAGUGCCACAAUCCAGCUGGACUUUCAAUUGCCUGAGCAGUUUGAGCUCCUCUAUCAGACUACCAUGGCAGGGAUUCGUCAGAGGCCAGUGAUGAUUCACCGUGCCAUUCUCGGAUCAGUAGAGCGCAUGAUGGCCAUUCUGGUCGAAAGCUUCGCCGGCAAGUGGCCUUUCUGGCUGUCGCCUCGACAGGUCAAGGUGAUUCCAGUUAUGCCCGUAUUCAAUGAAUAUGCACGGAAAGUUUCACAGCAUUGCCAUGAUGCAGGAUUUCGUGCCGAGGUGGUAGACGGCACCGACAGCUUGAACCGGAAAGUCAGAAAUGCCCAAGUGGAGCAGUACAAUUUCAUUUUGGUGGUUGGCCAGAAGGAAGUGGACAAUGCCAGUGUGAACGUCCGCACUCGCUGCAACAAAGUUCUCGGUGAAUUCCCGCUGGAUGACUUUGUGAAGCGCUGCAAUGAACUGAAGCAAUCCCGCUCGAACAACUGCUUGUCUGUGUUACCCUCGGUAUGAUGAAGUCUACGUGCUGUACUACAAUACAUGAUACUGUACACGAGCUAAUGUUGCCUGUAUGUGCACUCGUGUGUGUGUGUGUGUGUGUGUGUGUGUGUGUGUGUGUGUGUGUGUGUGUGUGUGUGUGUGUGUGUGUGUGUAUGUGCACACAUGCGUGGGUGGUUGGGUGCAUGUGUAAGUUCCGUGUGAACGUGCGCUUGAUGCGGGCAUGCUGACUCUUUCCCUGCUUUUAUUUCAUCUUUUUUCUCUCCCUGUUUAGCGGGCUGCGGUGUAGGAUGCUCUUGAUUCCUUGAACCGUUCCAAUGAGCUGUUCAUCUCAUUUAACUUUUUUUGGUGAUCUUCUCACCCUUACUUCCCCGUCGGUGGUGGAAAGGUGCAAAUACCUUGCCUUGUACAUGCACUCCUGUGCUAUGUGAUCUUCUCACCCUUACUUCCCCGUCGCCGGUGGUGGAAAGGUGCAAACACCUUCCCUUGUACAUGCUCUCCUGUGCUGUGUUAGGCUUGCUGACCGAAUAGUGCAUGUUGUAGCUAAAAGUACAAGGUUUUUAUUAUUUUUGGUUUUAUGUCUUAUUCAGACUCUUGAUUCACACACAUUGUAUUUCUGUGUUACAUUGCAGGCUCAAUUAAACGCAGGAAAUACUAUCUCCCCUGGUGGUGACGAUUAUGUUGCCAGUAUGUUGUCAUUGUGUGUCAAGAUAAGUUGCUAGAGCCUUUUCCCAA
This is a messenger RNA of Sycon ciliatum, 3010 nucleotides long. Its product is annotated as threonine--tRNA ligase 1, cytoplasmic-like. The record is from RefSeq and is a predicted model, not a curated record. The transcript has a single exon. Gene Ontology annotation, cellular component: cytoplasm. Gene Ontology annotation, biological process: threonyl-tRNA aminoacylation. Bases 146 to 2290 code for a protein of 714 amino acids. Gene Ontology annotation, molecular function: threonine-tRNA ligase activity; ATP binding. NCBI's taxonomy places the organism in Eukaryota, Metazoa, Porifera, Calcarea, Leucosolenida, Sycettidae.